This is a messenger RNA of Encephalitozoon intestinalis ATCC 50506, 780 nucleotides long. RefSeq names its product putative metal-binding protein. The transcript has a single exon. The coding region runs from base 1 to 780 and encodes 259 amino acids. Lineage: Eukaryota; Fungi; Microsporidia; Unikaryonidae. The record is from RefSeq and is a predicted model, not a curated record.
AUGUUGGAGCUUCCCCCAGAUACCAGAAAAGGCUUUUUAUAUCUGGUCGAUAGAGAAGUCUUCUCCAAGUUCAAGGGAUAUGUAGAUCUUGACUUCCUGUAUGAAGAAGACCAUGGUGAAGUAAAAGUAGCCUCUGUCAGUGUAUUAGAAGAUAGUUUUAUGUGGUCUGAGGGAAAUGAGGAGAAGUCUGCUCUCCCAAGUGAAUUUAGAUGUUCCCAUGGAAACGAGAUAACUCAUAAAUCAUUGAAUCUUCUUCCCCAGGAGGGAUGGGAAGAGUUGAUAGACUGCUGGUCAUGCCACAACUGCGAGUUCAGAACCAUGCUAGAUCUCAAACUUCGGCCUAGAGAAGGGGGUCUGCUUCUUUCCGAUUUCUUUUUCCUUGUAAAUGAUCGAGAUCUCCCAGAAUGCUGUAGAAAAAAUGAUUCUUCUGUAAGAAAGCUGUUCUACAACGAAAUUGAGCAAGAGGAAUUCACCCACAGAGCUCUAAUCUACUCAUAUAUGAACCUUCAUUUUCGAAACAAGAAUGUUCUUUUACUUGAAGUAAACGAAAAGAAAUACGAGAUUAGGUACUUUUAUAAGACAAUGUUGGUAUCUGCAAAUGGGAAGAGUUUGGAGAAAAAGGAGGCAAUGAAGGUAGGAAUCAAAGAAACGGACAAGCUUCUGGAAGAAAAUAAGAACAUAAACAAUUUCUAUUCUAAGCUUAUAUGGGAUGCAGUAACAUUAGGCGCAGUUGGAAUAACUGCCCUAGGAUAUGGAAUUUCAUUUGUAACAGAAAAGUAA